AUGUUUGUCACGUGCAUAGACAUUGUCUUGAUCGUUUUGAAGCUUCUUAGUUCAACGAACUUCAUUCCUUUCAAAAUCUGGUCAAGCUUUGUGUUCCAACACUUCAAGAUUUGGAACCUGGCUUUGAUACCUUGUGAACCUUCAAGGUCACCUUCAUUCUCAUCGACCAAACGGAGUAGUUCGAUGAGUUUAACAAUGGACAGAGAACCGACAUGGGCACGAUCUCCUUCGUCGUCGGAAGCGAAGGCGGAGGAGGAGCAACCAUAA
Microthlaspi erraticum is the source of this 267-nucleotide messenger RNA. The record is from the annotation of a GenBank genome assembly. NCBI's taxonomy places the organism in Eukaryota, Viridiplantae, Streptophyta, Magnoliopsida, Brassicales, Brassicaceae.